Pocillopora verrucosa is the source of this 1571-nucleotide messenger RNA. Its product is annotated as solute carrier family 25 member 36-A-like. Gene Ontology annotation, biological process: pyrimidine nucleotide import into mitochondrion. The record is from RefSeq and is a predicted model, not a curated record. Lineage: Eukaryota; Metazoa; Cnidaria; Anthozoa; Scleractinia; Pocilloporidae. Gene Ontology annotation, cellular component: mitochondrion. Gene Ontology annotation, molecular function: pyrimidine nucleotide transmembrane transporter activity.
AGUAAACAGAGUACAAGGUUCGUUAUGUCAUACUAUUCAGGAUUAGUUACCUAAAUACUCGGGUGAGAAGAAAACGAAUCUUUUUCACUGCGAGAUUCAUCCAGAGAUGAGUAAAGGAAGAUCCCCGUACGUCCAUUUAGUGGCUGGAGGUAUUGGAGGCACCGUCGGUGCUACAUUGACGUGUCCUCUGGAGGUCGUAAAGACGAGAUUGCAGUCCUCAGUUCCAACUUUUAGACAUGUUCUGUACCCAUCAGCAACUGGUCCUGGUGGUAUUUGGAGUAUUCCAGUGGAGAUCAGUUACUCAAGACCUGUUGGUAUUCUGUCCUGUUUAAAACAUAUCACCCAAACAGAAGGUUUGGCAGCCCUGUUUAAGGGCCUUGGGCCUACAUUAGUGGGAGUAGCUCCUUCUAGGGCAUUGUACUUCACAGUGUAUGCUAAAGCUAAACAAGUGCUCAACAGAAGCGGCUUUGUGUUUCCAGAAAGCAAACUUGUACAUAUUGGAUCUGCUUGUUCGGCAGGGAUUGUGACUUCAACUUUAACAAGUCCAAUCUGGGUCAUCAAGACAAGACUACAAUUAGACAAUAGGGCAUCCAAGGGUCAAGUAUUGAAACUUAUCCAGAAUAUAUGGAAGGCUGAUGGAAUAAAAGGUUUCUAUAGAGGACUCACUGCAACUUAUGUUGGUGUUACAGAAACUGUUAUUCACUUUGUAAUUUAUGAACACAUUAAAGCUGAAGUACAAAGACAUCGUUUUAAAUUGAGAGGCACUCAUGACAAGAACAUAGUGGACUUUUUGCAAUUUAUGAUGGCUGCUGCAAUGUCAAAAUGCAUUGCAUCUGUUGUAGCAUAUCCACAUGAAGUUAUCAGAACUCGACUUCGACAGAAAGAAAUAGAUGGAAAAAGAAGAUAUCACUCAUUCUUCCAGGCUUUCAGGAAAAUACUGCGAGAGGAAGGAAGAGUAGGACUUUAUGGUGGACUAGGAACUCACCUUCUUCGUCAAGUUCCAAACACUGCAUUAAUGUUUCUGACUUAUGAGGCUGUCGUAAAUUUUUUCUCUAAAGAAGAUUCUUUAUAAAUGGUUAUUUAUUGUUUGAUAUUCUGGUUAAGUUAGGUUAAUUUAUUAAUUCUAAGAGCACUCAGUAAAGAGGGGCAAAAAAAUCAAGGAAAGUGUGGUUUGAAAUUUUCUUGUAAACUGGGUAGCCAACAGUUAAUGCCUAUUCUUACUGCUGUUCUAAAACCUAUGUAGUUAUUAUGUAGUUAUUGUACAGAAUACAGGUGGAAUAAUGAAUCUGUACAAUCUUGAGUGACUUGUUUACUAUAAUUUCGGCAAAUGAAUUUGAUUGCACAAGUAUUUUAUGAGUUUCAAAGCAAUCCAUUUAACAAGUAGACUAAAAGUUUACUUUAAAAAAUUGUAAAUACUGAUUUUAUACAUUUGUAAAGAAGAGACUACCUGAAUAUGUUUGUUUUACUGAAAAUAAUUUUAUCUUUUCAAAGUCAUAUUUAAAAUUGUAACUGUUGACAAAUAAGAGCAAACAAACCUAUGAAUUAACUUAAAUAAAGGUCAACCAACUUCA